AUGGAAAGUGAUAAGUCUGGUUUGCUUAAAUCCCCUCCUUCUGUAUUAAGGAGACAAGGUCGAACGAAUAGUAUACGUGGUCAAAUCCGCAGUUUAACAAACAAAAUGACUCCUCAACCGGUUAACAAACUGGAUGAUAUAAAAUAUGAACAAAAGUCAGUAAUUACUGAAGAAAUUCCAACUACUCGUGUGAAUACACGAUUAUUUAAUGCACGUAAACAAUUCUCCAAGCCAUCUGUCCCAACAAUAUCACUCGAUGAUCAAAAUUCACUAACUACUAGUCCUCAAUCAUCAAGAUCCGCAUUCAAUCAUAAAAAAAUGUAUAAGACCGACUCAAUUGAGUCUAGAACAUCAAUGCCUGUAUCACCAUCCGAAUCACAUUAUUCACCACAUUUUGAAAAGAAUUUAACACAAGUCACUACAACUAUGCGUGCACUAUCAACGUCUCCACGUGUAGGCUCACCGAAUGCUUUAAUUCCUCCCUAUAAUAAAUCUUUACAGCCUUUGGCUUUUUCAUAUGAUUCCAUAAAUCCAGACUACCAUAUAAAUAAGGAUACAAGUGACAAACAUUCGCGUGAAACCUACACUACUAAUAAUAGAGUUAAACCGAAAGGUCUAUUAAAUACUAAAUCUGAGCUCAUCAAAAGUCCUCAAAUGACAGGGAAAUUUUUUAUUCCGAUGACAUCCUCUGUAAUGACAUCAGCAUCAGCAUUAACAUCAAAUAUAAGUGAUGAUGUUUUAUUAGGAUUAGUGCAUCAAAAAUCAACAGAGUCACAUGAUUCCUCGAUAAGCAUGCCUAGUGUAACUAGUUCCGGUGGUAGUCCAUACACAUCAGGUGGUUCACGACUACUUGAACAAAAUAAAAAGGAAGAUAAGUUAUACAGAAGUACUGAAGUUAAUUUUUACACAGAUGACCAGGGAAUAAAGCCAAGUGAACAACAUAUUGUAAGACGUUCCAGUUAUGAAAUGGCCACUGGUAAAAUAGAACUUCCAGUUAACAAUCAAAAAAAGAAGAAAUUUUGGAAAGAAGCAUUAUGCACAUUGAAGGGAAAAAAAGAGUUGCUAUUCAAAAAACAAAUGAAGAGAUCAGAUGAAUGCAUGGAAUUUGGUGAUCCUGUAUAUCAUUUACUGCGAUGCGCUGCAUCUCCUGGUCAUCAACCAUCAACAUGUAAAUGUAUUUGUCAUUUAGAUAAUGGUGAUGAAUGUCAUAAAAUAGUAAGUGAAAUGUCUAAACCAAUUAAUGUUAUAUGUGCACCAGCAGCACGUAGAAAAUCACAUUAUCCAACAUUAUCAACUAGUACAUCUAAUUAUUAUCAAUUCACUUCAUCAAAUAUCAAUGAUAAUAUAACACAAUCAAAAACAAAAUUGACAGCAUUUAAAAAAGAUAGAACUAAUUCAAAUAUACAUCAUUCUAUGCAUCAAACAUAUGACUAA
Molecule: messenger RNA, 1434 nt
Organism: Schistosoma bovis
Lineage: Eukaryota; Metazoa; Platyhelminthes; Trematoda; Strigeidida; Schistosomatidae
Source: the annotation of a GenBank genome assembly